Cotesia glomerata is the source of this 2807-nucleotide messenger RNA. It is a transcript of the gene Mef2, whose product is annotated as myocyte-specific enhancer factor 2. The transcript is spliced from 9 exons. The record is from RefSeq and is a predicted model, not a curated record. Lineage: Eukaryota; Metazoa; Arthropoda; Insecta; Hymenoptera; Braconidae. The coding region runs from base 592 to 1992 and encodes 466 amino acids. Gene Ontology annotation, biological process: positive regulation of transcription by RNA polymerase II; cell differentiation. Gene Ontology annotation, molecular function: DNA-binding transcription factor activity, RNA polymerase II-specific; protein dimerization activity; histone deacetylase binding.
AGUAGUGUGUCUCGCGCGCGGUGUGGUAGAUGGAAAAACACCGAAAUACAAUUGCGCAUGCCCGCGCCCGCAUGACGUCACGAAAAUUGUGGUUUUGAUCAAAACUCGGGGACUUGACACUCUCAUGUACAUGUAUGUGUUGACAGGAGUGCAAUGUACAAUGUUGGUGAACAAGUGAAUAAUAUAUAUGUAUAUGUAUAUUUAUAUAAUUAAAACUCAAGUGGUGCUCAUGGAGAAGAGAGACGCUCUCGGGAAUUUGUUAAGCCAAAAAGAAGAUAGUGUGAUAGAGUAAUAAAGAGGGAGAUUGUGCGGAGAGAGUGAAGAAGAAAGAUAGUUUGUGAAACGUUAAGAGAAGUAGUUGUUGGUUGUAAGUUAAAGAAAAAUAAAAGUUUUGUAAGGAGAAGAAGAAAGAAGAAGAAGAAGAAGAAGAAGAGACUGUGGUGAAGAGACGCCGCGGGAACGGAGUCAAGCCGGUGCAGAUGAGAAGGUCGGAGGGAGAAGAAGCCGAACGACGAAAAAGAAAAAAAAAACUGUUUUCAACAUUCCAGCCAGAGAAUUGAGCGUAAUACAGAUUUGCCAAAAAUUACUACAAUGGGUCGGAAGAAGAUACAAAUUUCGCGGAUCACAGACGAACGGAAUCGUCAAGUGACAUUCAACAAACGGAAAUUCGGAGUUAUGAAGAAGGCUUAUGAAUUAUCGGUGCUGUGUGAUUGUGAGAUUGCGCUGAUAAUAUUCAGUUCCAGCAACAAACUUUACCAGUAUGCCAGCACGGAUAUGGACAAAGUACUCCUCAAGUACACCGAGUACAACGAACCCCACGAAUCACUGACCAACAAAAACAUUAUCGAGGCCCUCAACAAGAAGGAGCAUAAAGGCGCAAUGUCACCGGAGAGUCCCGAGCCAGAUGCUAGUGAGUACAAUCUCACUCCACGUACCGAGGCCAAGUACACUAAAAUUGACGAGGAGUUCCAGAUGAUGAUGCAGAGGAAUCAGCACAAUGGCACGAGGACAAUUGGACAAUCGAAUUACACAUUGCCCGUGUCUGUACCAGUUAAUUCUUACGGAGAAUCUCUCCUGGGAUCUAGUCCUCAGAUGGCACACACCAGCAUCUCUCCACGACCUUCUUCAUCUGAAACUGAUUCAGUUUAUCCACCUGGUGGAAUGCUGGAGAUGAGUAAUGGAUAUCCACCAUCGGCAUCACCACUUGGCGGUUCGCCGAGUCCAGGUCCGUCGCCAGCGCUGGGAGUUGGCGGUGCGAAUAAGGGUGGUAAUCCGUCCCGACACUCGCCACAACCACCACCGCCUCAUCAUCCUCAUAGGGCUAAUCUGAGAGUUGUCAUACCCACGCCGCUCACACAACCGCUCUCUGAGGAUAAUAAUUACGAUGGAGGCCACACACAGAAUGCACUCAACACACCGGUCGUAGCGCUACAAACCCCGUCUGUCGCAGCUGGAUACUCGAGUUUUGGAUCAACAGAUUAUUCAUCGGACCUCGGGAGUCUCACGUGGUCUCACCAGAGGUACGUUGAUGACUUAUCAAUGUAUUCGGCAGCCACCAUGUCCAACAUCAGCAGCCUUCCUCACCUAGCCGUAUCUAGUAGCACGCCACCGCCAUCGACGUCACCGUUGCCGGUGAAAAUAAAAAGCGAGCCAAUAAGUCCGCCACGAGACCCUCACGGAAAUAGCGGCGGCGGGCCGGGUAUAACAAACUUACACCACACAAAUCUGAGUAUUGGGCCGCCAUCAAACAGCGGUGGACCUUCUCAUCAUGUUUCACACGGACAGCAGACCCUGAAUCUCGUUUCAAAUCGACCGACCAGCAAUCCUCCGCCCUCUCAUUCUGGUAGUAUAACACCCACAAAUUUACCCUCUCCGGGUGGUAAUGUUGACAUGAGGACAAGUCAUUCAACGAGUGGUGGUGGCGGUAACCCCGACUAUGAAAACGGGCCGCUGAUGAAACGCGCCAGGAUCACUGAGGGAUGGGCUACCUAAUGUCGGGCCAAUUUGCGACCCUGCUGGUCUUAUCCCGCAUCGUCGUACAACGGCCAAUAAUAAACCUAAAUAAAAAUGAUAAGAAAAAAAAUGAUUAAUUAUUACUUUUAAAUUCAAUGAUUAAUUAAAUACUAAAAGUAAAAAAUUAAAACAAAUAAUAUACAUACAUAAAAAAAUAAAAUAAAAUAAAAAAACACACAUUGUGUGUAGCUGGUGCCAGAAUUGCGUUUGCUUGCAAACAUAAUUAUAAUUAUAAUUAUUUUUUAGCCUCUAAGUCAACAGACAAACAAUGUAAUGUCAAACAACGUCGUAAUUUUAUUUUAAAAAAAUAAAAAUUCUGAAUUACGACUCAUGUUUAAUUGUACGGGCUUUAAAAUAUUUAAAAAUUUUUCUUGGGGUUAAUUGCAAUAUCCCUGAGUGGAUUAAUUAAUUAAUUAAUUAAUUAAUUAAUUAAUCUGUUGAUUAAAUAAAAUUAUAUAAAUAAUAAUAAUAGUUAUAAUAUUAACUGCGACAAUUGUAAACGCGGAGACAGGGAAGAAAGUUAUGAAAUUAUUUCAUGGAUUAUGAUUGAUGAUUAAUUGAUAACUGCGGUGCCAUAAUAAUGUUGAAACUUUACAUAUAUAUAAAUAUAUAUAUAUAUCAUUAAAAGUAUAAAUAUAUUAUGUUAUAUUAUAUUAUAUAUACACAUGUAUGUAUAUGUGAUAUAUAUUUUCAUGUGUAUAAUAAGAAGUGUUGUUUGUAUAUAUUUCGAGAAAGAUUCGUAAUGGUUUGUUGGUAUGGCACUUUCACGUAAAAAAAUAAUAAAAAAAAAAAUA